Messenger RNA from Tupaia belangeri chinensis (Chinese tree shrew), 3334 nucleotides. RefSeq names its product ankyrin repeat and SOCS box containing 15 (gene ASB15). Gene Ontology annotation, molecular function: protein binding. The coding region runs from base 334 to 2214 and encodes 626 amino acids. Gene Ontology annotation, biological process: intracellular signal transduction. Lineage: Eukaryota; Metazoa; Chordata; Mammalia; Scandentia; Tupaiidae. The transcript has 13 exons. Gene Ontology annotation, cellular component: cytoplasm. The record is from RefSeq and is a predicted model, not a curated record.
CCCGCCCAUCGCGAAAAAUGGACGCAUGCGCGAUCGUACAGCAGCUUCUCAGCCUGGCUGCGUGGUGGAGGGUGAUCCGGGAGAACCGAACACUUCUUAAGCGUUUGCUCUAUGUCAGCUACUGGGACAUGAUUCAUUUGUAAGGCAGGAACUCACAUCCUGGAACGCACAAUGAUGAAGGCAUGCAUUAUUAAUAAAUAAUUUGUCUUGAAGAAAUUAUUGGAUUUACAACAGACUUUGUUAUCUCUCUUUGGGCUCUACUUAAGACACAUAGGAAGAGAAAGAUGAAGACAAUGGAUAAAUCCUGAUGAUUCUCUCUAGACCCUCCAGUAGAUGAGCUCAUCACUCAGGAGCCAUAGCAGCUUCAAGGUGAAAGAAAACUUCCUCAGGGAUCAGUGUCCCCUAUUCUACACAGCAGAGACCUUCACCUUCUUCAGAACUCCAGGCAUGGAUACCAAUGAUGACCUUGAUGAAGACCAUCUUACAAGUUAUGAUAUUCAACUCAGUAUUGAAGAAUCUAUUGAAUCCAGCAAGACUGUGUUUUAUCCUGAAAGAUUUGUACCCCUAAGUGAUCAAAACAGAAAACUUGUUGAGGCCAUAAAACAAGGUCACAUUCUUGAACUCCAGGAGUAUGUGAAAUAUAAAUAUGCAUUGGAUGAAGCUGAUGAAAAAGGAUGGUUUCCACUGCAUGAAGCUGUUGUUCAACCCAUUCAACAAAUACUUGAGAUUGUUCUGGAUGCCUCCUAUAAGACACUCUGGGAAUUCAAGACCUGUGAUGGAGAAACACCCUUGACUUUGGCAGUCAAAGCCGGUCUGGUGGAAAAUGUAAGAACUUUACUAGAAAAGGGAGUAUGGCCCAACACCAAAAAUGACAAAGGAGAAACACCUCUUCUGAUUGCUAUAAAAAAAGGCUCCUAUGACAUGGUAUCUGCUCUGGUUAAACAUAAUACUAUCCUCGACCAGCCCUGUGUCAAGCGAUGGUCAGCAAUGCACGAAGCAGCCAAGCAAGGCCGAAAAGAUAUCAUAGCUCUGCUUCUGAGGCACGGAGGCAACGUCCACCUGAGAGAUGGAUUUGGAGUCACACCUCUAGGUGUUGCCGCCGAGUAUGGUCACUGUGAUGUCUUAGAACAUCUAAUCCACAAAGGGGGUGACGUGUUUGCUUUGGCGGAUGAUGGGGCAUCGGUGUUGUUUGAGGCAGCAGGAGGUGGUAAUCCUGACUGCAUUUCCCUCUUGCUGGAAUAUGGAGGAAGCGGAAAUGUACCAAACAGAGCAGGGCAUCUUCCCAUACACCGAGCCGCCUACGAGGGACACUACCUUGCGCUGAAAUACCUUAUCCCAGUAACAUCCAAAAAUGCAAUUCGGAAAAGUGGGCUAACACCAAUUCACUCGGCAGCAGAUGGACAGAAUGUACAGUGCCUAGAACUGCUCAUUAAAAAUGGUUUUGACGUGAACACUCCACUGGCUGACCACAUAUCCCAGAGCUACGAUGACGAGAGGAAGACUGCGCUCUAUUUUGCUGUUUCUAAUAAUGACAUCCAUUGUACAGAGAUCCUUCUAGCUGCAGGUGCAGACCCAAACCUCGAUCCCCUCAAUUGUCUACUUGUGGCAGUGAGAGCCAAUAACUAUGAAAUUGUCCGACUACUUCUCUCCCAUGGAGCUAAUGUCAACUGUUAUUUUAUGCAUGUGAAUGACACACGGUUCCCCAGUGUCAUUCAGUAUGCUCUAAAUGAUGAGACCAUGCUGAGGCUAUUGCUGAAUAAUGGCUAUCAAGUGGAGAUGUGCUUUGAGUGCAUGCAUGGGGACAUCUUUGGAAAUUCAUUUGUAUGGUCGGAGAUAGAGGAAGAGGUCCUACCAGGAUGGACAUCUUGUGUAAUAAAAGACAACCCAUUCUGUGAGUUUAUUACAGUUCCUUGGAUGAAACACUUGGUAGGCAGCGUGAUUCGUGUAUUAAUAGACUACAUGGAUUAUGUUCCUCUGUGUGCGAAACUGAAGGCAGCACUAGAAGUUCAGAGAGAAUGGCCAGAAAUCCGCCAAAUACUAGAAAAUCCUUGUUCAUUAAAGCAUUUGUGUCGGUUAAAAAUUCGAAGACUUAUGGGACUCCAGCGACUCUGCCAGCCAGCCUCAAUGGAGAAGCUUCCUCUACCACCAGUUAUUCGAAGAUACAUCUUAUUUAAAGAGUAUGAUCUCUAUGGACAAGAGCUAAAAUUGCCAUAAUUUCAAAAUAAUAUUUUAAAACGUGAUCUUUAAAAUAUUUAAAAGUGGGAUUCCCUCAGAAAUUCUUGGAAUCAUUUUACAUUCUUGAGUGUAUUUAAAUCCGUUAACAGUUUUAUAGAUGAAUCCUGUGUUCUUACAGGAACACAAAGGUUUAGGUCCUUAAAGACCUUUACAUUUUUAAGAUAGCUAAUAUUUGCAUUUGAAUUAUUUGAUUAUCUUUUCUUGCUACAACUCUUCAAGGCCUCCCUGUUAAGAGGCCCCUACAACAUCCACCAUUAAGUAUCUAUGUUUGAAAAAAACCACCCACUUUCCUUAACGCACAUCUUCCAUCAUUUCUCUUCCUCUUCACAGCUCCACUGCAUUGAAGAUCUCUGCAUUACUCACAGGUUUUCACACUGUCACGUGCUCCCCACUCUGCUCUUUUCAAAGCCUCUGUCAAACUGCCUGUUGCUAGUUUCCCUGAGCACUCUUCAGUCCUUCUUCCGGUUAUCACCUCAGAUGCUGCUGCCUGGUCCCUCCUUGAAAUGCCACCUCUUUUCCUUGUUUCUUUGAGAUACUUUGUUCUGUUCGCUCCUGGCUCUCCUCCCACCUCCUGGCAGCUCUGUCUCUGGCUUCUUUCCACAGUACUCAUCUCCUGCCAAUCCUUUAGUCCUAUGCCUUAAGCCCUCUUCUCUUCUGAUACUGUUUUCUUGAGAAAUUUCACCCACUUUUGUGGUUUCAGCCAUUACCUAUAAAACGAAUACGCGAAGCCCAGCUCUUUCUGUCUUUUGUGCUUGAGACCUGAUGGACAUUUAAACACAGAGACACCUCAUAUCCAGGCUCUCCCCAGAUGAACUCACUACCUUCCUCCACAAAGAGGCUCUUUCUCUUUCACUCUAAUUCAAUAGUUAGCACAAUGACCAAUUCAGUUUCCAAAGAAUAAAGCCUGGACAUCAGCCUUGACUACUCCAUUUCUCACUUAGUGUAACAAAUCACCAAAUUCUGUUAAGUUUGUCUCUUGAAGUGAUUUUCUUGUAUUUAGUCCAACAAAUAUGGCCCUAAGUCUGGCUGUUAAUCCCUUUUUCCUGGGAUAGUGUAGUGCUGUUUAUCAGACCUGUCUGCCUGUGGUCAUGACCUAACC